Molecule: messenger RNA, 2458 nt
Organism: Clupea harengus (Atlantic herring)
Lineage: Eukaryota; Metazoa; Chordata; Actinopteri; Clupeiformes; Clupeidae
Product: volume-regulated anion channel subunit LRRC8C-like
Cellular component (GO): cytoplasm
Molecular function (GO): protein binding
Source: RefSeq, a predicted model, not a curated record
AUGAUUGCCGUAUCAGAGUUGUGGCAGUUCACAGAGCAGCCUCCAGCGUUCCGUGUGCUGAAGCCGUGGUGGGAUGUCUUCAUGGACGUCCUCUCUUUGGUCAUGCUCGUCAUAUCAGUGUUUGGCUGCACCCUUCAGGUAAUGGAAGAGAAAAUGUACUGUCUUCCCCAGAGAGGUUCGGCUUGUCCGCUAACCUCCAAUCAAACAGGGAUUUUCCCGGAUCAGACUGUUGCUGCACUCCCCACUGUCUCCUCAGCCUCCUCUGGACCUUCUGAUCUGGAACUGAAGGGCGUGACGAACAACCUGGACCUUCAGCAGUACAAGUUCAUUAAUCAGUUAUGCUACCAGACGUCACUCCACUGGUUUCCCAAGUGCUUCCCAUACCUGGUUCUCAUACAGACGAUCAUCUUCAUGGUGUGCAGCAACUUCUGGUUCAAGUUCCCCGGGUCAAGCUCCAAAAUUGAACACUUCAUCUCCAUUCUGGGAAAGUGCUUUGACUCCCCCUGGACUACCCGGGCCCUGUCCGAGGUGUCGGGAGAACACCCGGAGGAAGCGGAGAACCUGGCUUCCCCUGAGGCGUGCACCCAGCCCCUUCUCUCCAUGCGAGACAAAACAAGCGAAGAAGUGCUGGACAAACCAGUAGCAGUGGCCAGUGUCCUGGACAGUAAAGAAUGCGAGCAGGCCAAGGCUCUCUUUGAGAGGAUCAAGAAGUUCAGGGUCCACGUGGAGGAAGGCAAUCUGCUCUACAAAACAUACGCCUACCAGACCAUCCUAAAAGUAUUCACGUUCAUCUUCAUCAUUGCUUACAACAGUGCCCUCGUCACCAAGAUACGUGUAUUAGUCACCUGCAAUAUGGACCUUCAGGAUAUGACUGGGUACAGACACUUUUGCUGCAUCUUCACCAUGGCUCACUUGUUCUCCAAGCUUGCUGACUCCUACCUCUUCUUUGUGGUUAUGUAUGGCCUCAUAAGCCUGUACACUACCUACUGGCUCUUCCACCGCUCCCUUAAAGAGUACUCCUUUGAGUAUGUGCGAAAGGAGACCGGGUUCAGGGACAUCCCGGACGUGAAGAAUGACUUUGCCUUCAUGCUGCACAUGAUGGACCAGUACGACCCACUCUACUCCAAGCGCUUCGCUGUGUUCCUGUCGGAGGUGAGCGAGAACAAGCUGAUACAGCUCAACCUGAACCACGCGUGGACCGCCGAAAAGCUCCGUCGCCGGCUGCAGACCAACAGCAGCAAACGCCUGGAGCUCCAGCUGCUCAUGCUCCCCGGCCUGCCGGACACCAUCUUUCAGCUGUCCGAGCUGCAGUCCUUGAAGCUGGAGCUCAUCAGAAACGCCACCAUCCCAGCAGCCAUUACACAACUGGAGGAGCUCGAGGAGCUGUCCCUCAACCAGUGCUCACUGAAGGUCAACAUGGAGGCCAUAUCCUUUCUAAAAGCAAACCUGAAGGUUUUGCGGGUGAGGUUUGUAGACGCCAAUGAGCUUCCCUAUUGGAUCUAUGUGCUGAGGAACCUGGAAGAGCUCCACCUUAUUGGCUCCCUGAGUCCCAGCCCCUCAAAAAACAUCACCCUGGAGUCACUGCGGGACCUGAAGUCCCUUAAGACACUGUCACUGAAGAGCAACGUCACCAGGAUCCCUCAGGCCAUCGUGGACUUAUCCAGCCGCCUCCAGCAACUGCUCAUCUACAAUGAUGGCACAAAGCUGAUGACGCUGAACAGUUUGAAGAAGAUGGUGAACCUGACCGAGCUGGAGUUGGUGCACUGUGACCUCGAGUGCAUCCCAAGCGCCAUCUUCAGCCUGGUCAACCUGCAGCUGCUGGACCUCAGAGAGAACAAGCUGUGCUCCAUAGAGGAGAUUGUCAGCUUCCAGCAUCUGCCCAAGUUCACCUGUCUGAAGCUGUGGCACAACAGCAUUGCCCAGAUCCCAGAGCACAUCAAGAAACUGGUCAACUUGGAGAGGCUCUACUUCAGCCACAACAAGAUUGAGACGCUGCCUUUUCACUUGUUCCUCUGCAACAAGCUGUGCUACUUGGACCUGUCCCACAAUGACAUCGGCCUCAUCCCGUCUGAGGUCAGGUUGCUGCAUAGCCUCCAGUACCUCUCGGUCACUUGUAACAAGAUCAAGGCUCUCCCCGACGAGCUUUUCUCCUGCAGGACGCUGAAGACGCUCAAGCUGGGCAACAACCUCCUGUCUGGGCUCUCACCAAAGAUUGCCAAACUGGUGCUGUUGACUGACCUAGAGCUAAAGGGUAACUACUUUGUGUUCCUGCCCUGCGAGCUGGGCGCCUGUCAGUCCUUAAAGCGCAGCGGCCUGGUGGUGGAGGAGGCUCUUUUUGAGACGCUGCCCUUAGAUGUCAGGGAGCGAAUGAAUGCAGAGUGAAUAUGGGCAUAUGGGACACUUCAAAACAUCCCAAAAAAGGUUGAUGUACAUAUGGUUCCUGUCCCAGGCGUGGCAU